UAUAGCCUACAUAUACCCUGGGAAAAUGCACAGAGUACAAAGGCAUCUACUUGUAUGGAUUAUAAGAAGUCUCAGACAUCCCAUUUUAACUAAAAAGGAUUUUUGAAGGAUAGGCAAGACUUCAUUACAAUAAAAAGGGAGGAGGGUUUAUAAUAAAAGGAACAGAAAGUAUAAAGGCAUGAAGUAGGGAAAACAAGGAAAAUGAUGUCUUCAGAAAACAGAUAAUAAUCUGUCUUGACUGGAAUGUAAGAGGGGUAUUGAUUAGCACUGCAAAAUAAUAGAAUAAAUUGUUGAGUUUGUAUUUAAUUCGGUAGUGCAUUUGAAAUAAAGGUGUUUGUUUUAGUUACCCAAGACUGGUUCAAGGAUUACAGGUAAGUUUCAAAAUGGAGUGUCUAAGAACUCUCACUUCCUCUCCAAGAUUUACCAGUGGUCAAAUCAAACUCAUUACACUUAUUAAUGGUAUAAAUUUACUGGAGCUGAGAAUUGGCAUUAAGGAGUAUUUGUGUAUACAGUCAUAUAGUAAAGAAGCACUGAUUUCAAAGAAAUAAAUAAGCUUACACAGGAUUUAGUUUUAUAAAAACAUGUGUGUGCUCAAAUUGGUCUCUUGUUCUUAGAUUGGUCUUUUUAACAAAAUAUCAGGCUCCUCUGUACGUAAUGGGAAGAUUACCUAUGUUUUAAAAUGAUGAGCAAUAUAUUAAAAUAAGUCUAGGGCUUUGACUCACUCCUUUUUUUGCAAAGAUUAGACCUUUUAUCCACUACCAGUAACCUAAUUGGUUACAUCCAUACUAGCCAUGCCAGUGUUUAUAAAUACAGUGGAAUCACUAAAGAUAUUUCUGCCCCCAAAACUGAAAAAAAAAAGCUGUAUGCCUUAUGAAAAAUAUUUAAUGAAGAAAGAAGAAUAAAAUGGUGGCAAUACUUCAAAGAUUAUGAAAAGCUAGAAAAUAUCAGAUUUAAAGGGAAAAUUUGAAUAGUUUGUUCUUUCCAACAAAUAAAAAGGCAAGAUAUAUAGGUUCAAGAGCUUACCGUUUGAGGAAUAAAUAGUUGGGCAAUAUGCAGUUUUCUCAGACAACCUCUGGGUGCUACUGUUGACCAAAGGGAACAUAAGGGUUCUCAUUUCUGCAGGAGUGAUGGGCAGAGUGUUUUUCUGCUUUGUCCUGUGCACAUCAGAACGCAAACGCACCUCCUGUGCAACCUCAAGCGCCUAACAAAUAAGUCCUACCCUCAAAUCUCAAAAGUCCAGGGAGCUGUCAUUGAUUUUUUUAAACAUCCCAGAGACAUCUUGAAGAGCAGCUUCCCAGAGAGUUCAAGAAAUGCUUAGGAGCUCCAGAAAAGCUGAAACAAUGAGAAGUCAGGUACUGCUUCUCUUCCUGCUGUCUUUGUUGUGGAGGGCAAUCUCCCAGGAGAUCCAGUACUCGAUUUCAGAGGAGCUGGCCAAGGGCUCAAGGGUGGGGAACCUGGCCAAGAAUCUGAGGCUCAGGGUCCAGGAGUUGCCAGCUCGAAAACUGCGGAUUAGUGCAGAGGAGUUUUUCAGUGUGAGUGCAGAGGUGACAUUAAUGUCCUUCUCUAGCCAGAUUCCCGAGGGCUCAGACCUUGGAACCAUAAUAGCCCUCAUUAAAGUCCGAGACCAGGAUUCUGGGCAAAAUGAUAUGGUGGCAUGCUAUAUUCAGGAAGGAGUUCCCUUCAAAUUAGAAUUCACCUCCAAGAAUUAUUACAAGCUAGUGAUUGACGGUGCCCUAGACCGAGAGCAGAGGGCAGAGUACAAUGUUACCUUCACAGCCACCGACAAGGGCAAGCCGCCCCUCUCCUACAGUACAAGCAUCACCCUACACAUCCGCGAUGUCAACGACAACGCUCCAGUUUUCCACCAGGCCUCCUACGUGGUCCACGUGGCAGAAAACAACCCGCCUGGAGCCUCCACCGCCCAAGUUAGCGCUUCAGAUCCAGACUUGGGGCCCAACGGCCAAGUCUCCUACUCCAUCCUGGCCAGCGACCUGGAGCCGCGCGCGCUGUCGUCCUACGUGUCCGUGAGCGCACAGAGCGACGUGGUGUUCGCGCAGCGCGCCUUCGACCACGAGCAGCUGCGCGCCUUCGAGCUGACGCUGCAGGCCCGCGACCACGGCUCGCCCGCGCUCAGCGCCAACGUGAGCCUGCGCGUGCUGGUGGGCGACCGCAACGACAACGCGCCCAGGGUGCUGUACCCGGCGCUGGGGCCCGACGGUUCGGCGCUCUUCGACACGGUGCCGCGCGCCGCGCAGCCCGGCUACCUGGUCACCAAGGUGGUGGCGGUGGACGCCGACUCUGGACACAACGCCUGGCUGUCCUACCACGUGCUGCAGGCCAGCGAGCCCGGACUUUUCAGCGUGGGGCUGCGCACGGGCGAGGUGCGCACGGCGCGGGCCCUGGGCGACAGGGACGCGGCCCGCCAGCGCCUGCUGGUUGCUGUGCGCGAUGCGGGACAGCCGCCCCUCUCGGCCACCGCCACGCUGCUCCUGGUUUUCGCGGACAGCCUGCAGGAGGCGCUGCCGGACCGCAGUGACCACUCUGAGCCCACUGACCCCCAAGCUGAGCUGCAGUGUUAGCUGGUGGUGACCUUGGCCUUGAUCUCAGUGCUUUUCCUCCUGGCAGUGAUUCUGGCGGUCGCCCUACACCUUCGAUGCUCCUCCAGCCCCGCUGCCUGGAGCUGCUUUAAGCCUGGUCUGAGUUCCAAGUCUGGACGGAGGGUUCCCCCCAACUACAGUGAGGGAACAUUGCUCUAUUCCUACAAUCUGUGUGUUGCCUCGCAUUCAAUUGUGCGAUUUAAAUUGUGAAAUUUAAUUUUCACAACGUGACCCAAGAAACAGCUACCCCUCCGGAUCUCCUAGGUGAAGAUCCUUCUAUGGGUAUAUGUGCCAGUAAUGAAGACUCCCAAAUCUCUCAUGAUUCCUCUUUUUCCCAUCACGUGAGUUUUUGCAGACUUACUUAAAUUUUAUUAUUGUAUUUUAUUCUCGACAGUGCAUCAUUAUUUUCGGUCCUUGUUCAUUGUUCUAGUGGUGGUAGUGGGAGAGGAGGUAUAUAGGAUGGGUGGAGAUUGGUCCCUUGAUUGCUCAGUAGUCUUGGCAGUUACCUAAUUACUACUCAGUUUGCACUCUUGGCAUUUCUAUAUGGUCAACAAAUCCUGCUAAAGAUAGCUUUCUCUUGGAUGUCACCACCCUUAGUAAUAGAACUGUCCUUAAUUAGUUGAUGUGUAAAUGUAUUGUAAAUGUAUUGACAGUUCUUUCUGCCUAAGUUAAUGUUCAUCUUCAUCAAAUACAUUCUAGUUGUUUAUCUUUUUUUCUGCGAUGUGUAUUUUAAUAUAGCCUUCCAAUAAUUCUCUUAGCACUUUUUUGCCUUAUCACGUGCAGCAAAGACUGCCAGGUUUUACAUUUGAAUCACUAAAUUUGUGUCUUUUUUCCCACUUCAAAAUCUGUCAAGAAUAAUUUUCUUGACCAUUCUUAAAUAAUUUAUUUUUAUACCCUUUCUACUUUGUCACUAGUGUAGUAAGGAAUGUAACAAACAUUUUUUGUAUGCAGAGCCUUUUCUAUAUUACUUUUUUUAGUAUAGGUUUCUGAGAAGUGAGUCAAAUUUUUUCAAAAUAUUUUAUUUUACCUCCCAAUCCCCAGCAAUUUGUGAGUCUUUUGAGGAUUGUGGAAAAUACUUUUAAUCUAUUCUCCAAAGUCAGAGAAUUUUAAAACUCUGAAUAGUUAAUGGACUUUUGUGUCUGGUCAAAAUUUAUGAGUAAUUUCUAGAAACUAAUUAUUAUGUGGGUAAUA
Molecule: messenger RNA, 3788 nt
Organism: Aethalodelphis obliquidens (Pacific white-sided dolphin)
Lineage: Eukaryota; Metazoa; Chordata; Mammalia; Artiodactyla; Delphinidae
Product: protocadherin gamma-B1-like
Exons: 1
Biological process (GO): homophilic cell-cell adhesion
Cellular component (GO): plasma membrane
Molecular function (GO): calcium ion binding
Source: RefSeq, a predicted model, not a curated record